Messenger RNA from Didymosphaeria variabile, 1578 nucleotides. RefSeq lists its product as uncharacterized. The record is from RefSeq and is a predicted model, not a curated record. Lineage: Eukaryota; Fungi; Ascomycota; Dothideomycetes; Pleosporales; Didymosphaeriaceae. Gene Ontology annotation, molecular function: metal ion transmembrane transporter activity. Gene Ontology annotation, cellular component: membrane. The transcript is spliced from 2 exons. The coding region runs from base 1 to 1578 and encodes 525 amino acids. Gene Ontology annotation, biological process: metal ion transport; transmembrane transport.
AUGACACCUCUGAAGUCCUCGCUUACCGUAUCAGGUUCCGAUUAUCAGAAAUACAUCGCUGCACUCAGUGGUUCCAACCCUGGGCUCAGGAAACCGGAUCCAAACAAUAAAAGAUAUCCCUUGACGGACAACAAUGCUCUAGUAGUGUUACUUGAAGCACCCUCAAAUGGGAAAGUCGAAUUCGAGAAAACAGAAUUCAAAAGUCAUCAAGACCUCGCCACCCAUUUUGAAGAGGUCUCGCCGUCCGCCGAGAAUCAUGAUCGACGACGGAUAUAUAUCAUGGAAGGCUUGGCCAAGAAAUAUAUCUCCAUUCUAGGCGGCCACUUCAUGAUGGAUCCGUCCUUUUUUCAGAGACAAGAAAGAACCUGCGUUUGGAGCAACGACUUUACUCCUGUCUCCGACGCAUUGCCACAUCCCACCCUGCUCAAUCCGGACAACAGCUUUCAUCUCCAGUACUGUGAACUGAGGCAGUUCACCAAGGCAAUCGAAAACAAGCCUUACUUCUGCAACCGAACGAGACGACAUGUAGGUAUGACGCCACCGCGUCACAAAGAGGAUACCACGACCGGCAUCCUGAGAAGGAAGAUAUCUUGGUGGUGCAGAAAAACGUCGCUUGGCGGUUGGGAUGUGGUCAUCCUCUGCGACCCUCAGCUCGAAAAGCUGGAUGUGCAGCCAAGAGAAUACAUCAUACCUAGCGGCACUUACAGAUCUUUGAAGCCAUCAGAGGAGCUGAAGAAUUCGCCGUUCCAGGAUGGUUAUGUCGAUUUCAUACCACCUGCCUCUUCUCUCGUCGCUGCCAACAAGCCGAAGCAUCCCCAUAGCUCUAUGCUUCGAGACCUGAUCCACUACUACAAGAACCACGCCGAUUUAUUUUCUAUAGACGAUUGGGCCGAACCGACCCAAUCGUCCAUCUUCGUUAAGAAGAUCGUGGCUGCACAUUAUUUGCAGCUCGUCGAUUACAUCAAGGCCAUGUUGCCUUCCCUCGAACUACGUUUGACCACCGCCUGGGUCGAAGAGCAAGAUCAAUGGAAGUCGCUUCAAACGAUCUCUCGCCGUUGUGGUAACUAUCGAGAUGAUGUUGAGGAUACGCUGCUAAGUCUCGGGUACCCCAUCGACGUUCUAGAUAAUGGGCGCGGCUUAGGCUGGAAAGAUUGCCGGAAAGACUUCCAGUACAUUUACUUCCGGCUCAAGGUUCUCAAAGAGCGUGCGGACACUCUUAUGCAGUCAAUGACAGGUCUAGCGAGCAUUGCUGGCAACCGGCAGAAUUUGGAAGAGGCGAAGCGCGUGAAGCGCUUGAAUCUACUCGCAUUAUUGUUCGUGCCGUUGGCAUACACGUCUAGUUUGUUCAGCAUGCAGGAUGAUUACGCACCGAACAAAGGAAGCUUUUGGGUUUAUUGGGUCUGCGCACUGAGCGUCGUUGGUUUGACGCUCAUCAUCACGUGGACUUUGGACUCAGCGUUGGACGACGCAGCCCAAUGGACCGUGCCCUUCCGCAGGUGGUUGCAAAGUGAUCGCCCAGACCAAAAGUUAGAACCAGCACCAAAGAAAAGAACAGGGACAGGGUUCUACAAGCUGUGA